This is a messenger RNA of Lethenteron reissneri (Far Eastern brook lamprey), 2109 nucleotides long. Its product is annotated as U1 small nuclear ribonucleoprotein 70 kDa-like. Gene Ontology annotation, cellular component: precatalytic spliceosome; U1 snRNP; U2-type prespliceosome. Gene Ontology annotation, biological process: mRNA splicing, via spliceosome. Gene Ontology annotation, molecular function: U1 snRNA binding; mRNA binding. Lineage: Eukaryota; Metazoa; Chordata; Hyperoartia; Petromyzontiformes; Petromyzontidae. The record is from RefSeq and is a predicted model, not a curated record.
CGCUACCACGUCCGCCCGCACGGCCAUUUUGGAGUGGCGGUGGCUCGUGAAGGCGAAGCCUUUGGCUCGUUGCGCGAUAUUCCUUUAGAAACCCCCAUUUCUUCCUUCCUUCCCCCUACAUCGUUUAACAACUAGAACAACAACGACAACGUCGUCGUCUUGGAGAGGGCAACCAUGACGCAGUACCUCCCUCCGAACCUGCUCGCGCUCUUCGCGCCCCGCGAUCCGGUGCCGUUCCUGCCGCCGCUCGCCAAACUCCCGCACGAGAAGGUGCACAGGCAGCCCUACUCGGGCAUCGCGGUCUACGUGCAUCUCUUCGAGGAUCCAAAAGAUGCACCACCCCCAACCAGAGCCGAGACGAAAGAAGAGCGAAUGGAGAGGAAGAGACGUGAGAAAAUUGAAAAGCGGGCACAGGAAAUUGAGGAAGAGCUGAAAUUAUGGGAUGCUCACACCGACACAAAUGUCCAGGGAGAUGCGUUCAAGACCCUGUUUGUUGCACGCAUUAACUACGACACUUCAGAAUCAAAGCUGCGGCGAGAGUUUGAAGUGUAUGGACCCAUCCGAAGGAUCACCAUGAUUUACAACAAGGUGUCUGGAAAGCCUCGAGGGUAUGCCUUCAUUGAGUAUGAACAUGAGCGGGACAUGCACUCUGCGUACAAACAUGCUGACGGCAAGAAGAUCGAUGGAAAACGAGUUCUGGUCGAUGUUGAGAGAGCUCGCACUGUGAAGGGAUGGCGCCCCCGUAGACUUGGUGGAGGGCUUGGUGGCACCCGCAGAGGAGGCUCUGAUGUCAAUAUUAAGCACUCUGGUCGUGAUGAUAUGCGCCACAGUGAAGAAGGCACAAGGGAACGAGAUCGCGGAGAGCGAGAACGAAGAGAGCGGAGCCACGAACGUGUUCGCGAGCGCGACGGGGAGCGGGAACGCCCCGAGAAGAGCAACACUCGAGAGCGUGACCCUCCACGCGAGCGAGAGCGCGACGCCCCCCGCGAACGGGAUGCUACACGCGACCGUGGUGGCGAACGGGAUAGGGAUAGAGAUCGGGAGCGGCGACGCAGGUCCCGCAGUGGCGGGGCUCGCGAGGGCCGGGAGGAGCGCAGCAAGGAUCGUGAUCGUAAGAGGCGCAGCCGCAGCCGUGACAGGAAGCGAGAGGAGAGACCGGAGGGCGAGGUGGGCGUAGAGGAAGGGCACGCCGGAGACUUGCCGCACGAGGGAGCGGACAACAAGGAGAAUUUUGCAGAAGGCACCGAAGGCAAGGCAGAGAUCGUGGGUGAGGAGGGAGGCAGGGAGCGCGAUAGGGAGCGCGAUCGCGACAAAGAUCGAGACAGAGAGCGAGAGCGUGGCGAAAAGGGUCGCGAUCGUGAGCGAGAUCGCGAUCGCGACAGGAAGCGCGGUCACAAGGACAAAGACAAGGAGAGAGACCGCGAGAGGGAUCGCGAGAGAGGUGGAGGCGACCGUGAGCGUAGGCGUGAUAGGGAUCGGGACCGGGAGCACAGGCGUGAUCGCGAUCGCGAGCGGGGCAAGGAUGCCAAAGAGGAGAAUGGUCAGGCAGCCACAGGUGGUAGUACUCAGGAAGCGGAGCAAAAUGAUGAGUCCAUGCAGUCUGAGCCACCCACUGAGCCAUCGCAGGAUGGCUACCAGCAGGUGGAUAAGUUCAUGACCGAAAAUUACUAGAAUGACAUCGUCGAGAGCAAUAUAGCAAGUGAGAUUCCAAACAAUGUUCACAUUUGUGAUGGUUAUACCUUAAUGUCAUGAGUGUGCCAAUAAUUCUGAAGUGCUUGUUAUGUUCAAGAGUAAUGCAUAUUGUUUUACUCCACUACAUAGAGGUACAGGUAAGUUAGAUGUCUUUUUAAAAUGACUUCAUAAGGAAAUGUACAUGUUCCAAUUGGCUAGGUUUUGUUUUUACUUUGUUUUGUCAGUAUGCAAUGAUAACUGCUUGUUGGUGGUGUAUUUGAUUUUUUUCAUUUUCUGGAUUAGUGUUUUCAAUAAAAGCUCACGCAAAAAUGUGCUCCUGUAUUUUAAAUUAUAGUUGGUAGAUGCUGAUAUAUAAAUGAAACUGUUCGUUGCUGUUCUGCGGAGUGCUACAGCUUUAAUAAACUGAAGAAAAUUGUG